Misgurnus anguillicaudatus (oriental weatherfish) is the source of this 5442-nucleotide messenger RNA. Lineage: Eukaryota; Metazoa; Chordata; Actinopteri; Cypriniformes; Cobitidae. The record is from RefSeq and is a predicted model, not a curated record.
CUAGAGAAAACACAAAUCGUCAAAUUAGAUUCGAGCGCUAUAUAAAUGGACUAUCGAGUCGUGAGCAUAAACAAGUAACGACAUCUUUCAGAGAUUCUCAAUGAAUUAAUAAUUGCACUGCAUACUGUAAGCUAUUAUGUUACACAAUGUACGUGAGUGCAGUGUGUAAAUGGCUCAUGCCAAAAUGCCAAAAAUUGAUAAAUUACUCAAUAAGCUGUUUAAAUGUCUAGGUCGCUCCCCAGCUAAAACUUCUAAGUCCAGGUUAAGCAAGGGUGGUAAGACAGAAUUUACAAAGUCAUAAAAUGUGACAUUUAAGUGUUAGAGCUGUAAGAGGAGUCGUGGUACUAUUAGUUGUGGACUGACAGCUUAGGACACGGCCCCUUGGGCGUAUUUAUAAAUCAAUCAUAUGUCUCUGUUGCCGGGUAUGGCUAUUUUUCAUCUCGACAAAUAUGGUUAUCGUCGAUAAGAACUGUCUUCAGAUAAACUUAUCUUGAUGUACUGCGUACACCACGAAUCAACACCUAAUUUAUUCUGCACAACUAUAGUAUAAAUUAUUAUAGAGGCGUGAAGUGAUAUAUAAAUAUAUAAUAUAUUCCCAGGGCGGUUGGUACAAAAUUAAACCCAUAAUAAAGAAUUAUCAAUGAAAUUGUUUAUUAGACCUUUAAACCAGAUACGUAUGAAACACAUAUAGGUAUAGGAUUUAUUUCAUGUGGCAUCAUGAGCUCCUAAAAGCGCAGCAGAGGUUGUGCACUGAUGGACUGUUUAAUGAGGUAUGUGACCUAUAAGAGACAAAAACACGUGAGGCCGCUUGACUGAGCACAUGCUAUAGUGUUAAAACGGGAAGUCCUCACUUUACAGUCGUAGUAAAUUAGAAAACGGCUGAAUCAAGAUCUGUAUUUCAAUUUAGAGUACACACCCCCUAAAAACCGGAGGCGGAGAUAUACAUGGCUGCCACAAAUCCCUCUGGGUCGUAACCACUUUAUAACUAAUCGCCGAAAUGCUACAACCAAGGAUUGUUUUGGCAAAAGAUGAUUUUGUCUGAUUAAAAAGCCAAGAAGCAAUCCAAGUACAGUAAAGCGCACACUAAUUACCACCUCCAGACGAUAUCUCUAUUUUCUAGUCACUCUAAUAGAGAUUUAAGGUUUACUCAAAAUGUAUCAGCGUCACAUUCCCGUACAAGACGUACUGCUUGAAUCCUAAGGUCGCGGACUGGUGUAAGUGACACUGUUGCCAGCUUUUUCUUUCGUGACUGCUCCAUGAAUUACAUCCUAGACAGCUGGAGCCUUCAUGUUUGAGAAAAGCCGACAGAAGCUCCUAGUUUAGCCUGACUGCUAAGCUCCAAGUUCCCUGCCUCAGGGAGCAGACCUGCUUACAGUCGGAUAUUCAUUAUUAUUCCUCAUCACACCCACAUCUAAUACACGUUCAGAUGCUGCAGACUCUUUUAAAGUUCUCGCUGAACUUGAAAAAUAAGCCAACAACCGGGGAACUUUAUAGUACACUUUGAAAGUGAUAUUUUAUAGUUCCCCUCCCCCAUAAAAUCAUUGGAGAAGUUCAUGCAUUUACUUGUUUAUGGAUCACUAAAUGUUAUUCAUUUUACAGGAGAGAGAGUUCUCUAAAUCUCACUUGCCAAAAUGAAAUUUAGAAAGAAUAAGGAUGAGGAACCCACUGCACCCGGGCAAGUGGCCAUUAAAAAACGAUCAAAGGUCCCGGGCGUUAUGAUCACGCAGUUUGUGGAGGAAAUCCCUGAAGGGAAAAGUCACCCGGACUUCAUUCGCAAACCCAUCGCCUUGACUAUUCAAGAAGGAAAGUUUGCAUUUUUCAAAGCUAUUAUUACUGGAGACCCAACGCCAACUGUUACAUGGGCUCGAAACAAUGGAGAUAUAUCUGAUCCUGAGAGAUAUAUUGCAUCUUAUGACCCAAUAGCAGAUGAGCAUCAAUUACAGAUGCCCAAUGUCGGAGUUGAUCAAGCAGACACCUACAAAUGCUUGGCGAGUAAUGAGUUUGGACGUGCUUUGGUCACUGUCACACUCAAUGUAAUUGAAGUUGGGUUCAAGAAGAGCAAAGCGAUGCAGGAGGCACGAUUAGAACAACGAGAAAAAGCCGUUGCAGAUUUAAAGAAGACCCUGAGGACUCGAGUUGAAACCCAGAAAGAAGAAAGAAAAGACGGAGAAGUCGAUGAGAAAUUUUGGGAGCUGUUGUUGAGCGCUGAUAAGAAAGAUUAUGAACGCAUCUGCAGGGAAUACGGGGUGACGGACUUCCGCUGGAUGCUGAGAAAACUGAAUGAGAAGAAAAGGGAAAUUGAGGAGCAGCAGGCGCAGUUCAUCGAACACCUGAGCAACCUGAGACACAUUGAAAUCAAGACACCAGGAUGUGCCGAAUUCGAAUUUGAGAUGGACCUCAAAGAUCCUAAUGCCAAAAUCUUCCUUUUCAAGGAUGGUGUUAUGGUCCCAUUUAACACUGAAACAGAUGAGAAACAUUCUCUGCGUCAAGUUGGCAGAAAGUUCAUUUUUAGUGUUCAUGGCCUAAACCCAGAAGAUGCUGGACUGUACCAAGUCGAUAUUGAGGGGGUCAAUGUCUUUUCCACUGACUUCAAAAUUCCAAUGGUGGACUUCUUGGUAAAGAUUCAGGAAGUGAAAGCCAUAGAAAGAGAAGAUGCAAUUUUUGAGUGCGUCUUAUCUGCUCCGCUUCCGAAGAUCUCUUGGAUGGGAAAGAAUACCCAGCUGGUUCAUGGUGAAAAGUAUGACAUCAGUGUGUCUGAAGACAUGCUGAUUCACCGGCUGGUGGUGAAGGACUGCAUGCAGGUAGACAAAGGCAUCUACGCGGCCGUGGCCGGAAUGAAGUCCUGUAACGCCUGGCUCAUAGUGGACCAUCCAGGGGUUCACUUCACCAGUGGCCUGUCAGAUGUUCACGCCAUCAUUGGCCAAUCAGCUGAAAUGCAGUGUAAGCUGAGCCGUGACUGUGAUGGUGUUUGGUAUAAGGAUGGAAAAGAGAUAACGUCCACAGAUGAUCUGAAAAUGCACAAAGAUGGGGCCGUGCAUAAACUAAUCAUAACUAACUGCCAAGAAGAUGACAGUGGGAAGUAUCGCUUUGAGGCAGAUGGACGUAAAACGGAGGCGAUAAUGAUCGUGGAAGACCCACCAAGGUUGAACCAAGAUGACUUGGCCAAGUUCUCGGAGCCUGUGAUCAUCAAAGUCGGCCAAAACGCAACGUUCAAACUGGAGUUUGUUGGACGUGAACCAAUAAAAGUGCAGUGGUAUAAUGAGGGGGAGGAGCUUACUGAGGACAAUCACAUCCGGAUUGAAAAGUCUGCCAGUCACAGUCGCCUUCUUCUUGUGAAAUGUCAACGCAAAAACAGUGGAGAAAUAAAGCUCAAACUCAAGAAUGAAUUUGGAACUAUUGAAGCGUUUUCAAAACUUAUCGUUCUCGAUAAACCCACCAACCCAAUGGGGCCCAUUGAAGUAUUAGAAGCUUCAUCCUCCUGUGUGGAGUUCAAGUGGAGGUCCCCGAAGGAUAAUGGUGGUUCUCCUAUAACAAACUACAACUUGGAGCGUAACCAGAUUGGGAGGAACACCUGGGUGAAGCUUGGAAACAUCCCUGCAGAGCCCCAUUACAAGGACAACGAUGUGGAUCAUGGAAGAAAGUACUGCUAUCGCAUCAGGGCCAUAACUGCAGAGGGAAUCAGUGAUGUUUUUGAGACAGACGACAUACAGGCUGGUACCAAAGCAUAUCCUGGACCACCCUCCACACCCAAGGUGGUCAGUGCCUUCAAGGACCGCAUCAAUUUGACAUGGGUUGCUCCCACCAACACUGGAGGAACCAACAUUGUUGGCUACAAUUUGGAGAAACGCAAAAGGGGCAGCAACUUAUGGACUCAAGUGAACCUCCCAGACGAGCCAAUCAAAGGCAAACAGUAUGAAGUGAAGGAUGUUGUUGAAGGAAUGGAAUAUGAAUUCCGUGUGUCGGCCAUUAACUUCUCUGGCACCGGUGAACCAAGCUCACCCUCCGAAUUUGUGACUGCCAGAGAUCCUAAAAAACCCCCUGGUAAAGUCAUUGACCUGAAAGUGACAGAUUCCUCCUAUACCUCAUUGACUUUGAGUUGGACUAAACCGAAGGAAGAACAGGGGGUCCAGGAUGAAGCUAAGGGUUACUUUGUGGAAUUAAGACCAGCCGAAAACACAGAAUGGAGUCGUUGUAACUCCAACGUCCUCAUUACAACUUCAUAUACAAUUCUUGGUCUUAAAUCAAUGGCCAUGUAUUGGGUACGAGUGGUUGCAACCAAUGAAGGAGGAGAUGGUCAACCACAGGAUUUGGACAACUACAUCAUUGCCAUGCCCCCACCUGUAAGGCCGAAAUUCACUGAUCGAAAAAUGAAAAGCUUUAUGGUCGUAAGAGCUGAAAAUUCUGCUCGGAUCAACAUAAACUUUGAGGCAUCCCCUAUGCCAACUAUAAUCUGGCAGAAAGAUGGUAUGCCCGUGUCCAAACGUGUAACUGUGAGCAACACCGACGGGUCGACCCAGCUCUUGAUUGCAUCUGCUGAACGCUCAGAUACAGGGAUCUACACCGUAAUUGUCAAGAACAUUGUGGGUCAGGAGACGUUCAGCGUUGAGAUUAGAGUUACAGAUGAUCCCAAGCCACCUGGUCCACUAGAGCUGGAAGAAAACGUCCCUGGCACAUUGACAGUUUCGUGGGAUGCUUCUCCUGAUGAGAAACGUGAUAAUCACCUGCAUUACAUGGUGAUGAAACGGGACUCCGUCAAACGCACCUGGCACACGGUGGCAGAUCGCCUAUUUAACAACAACUUCACUGCGGUUAACAUCAUGCCAGGAAGGGAGUAUAACUUCCGCGUGUAUGCCAAAAACGACAUAGGCCUUUCUGAACCAUCCGAGUCCCAAACUUGGGGCGUUGUGAGGAAAAGAGAAAAGUUCAUUCUGAACCGGACGCCAUCCAAAACCUGCAACUUUGAAUCUGCCCCCAUAUUCACCGUUCCCCUGAAGACCCACACUACCCCGGAAAAAUAUGAGUGCUAUAUGAGCUGCGCGGUGAAAGGCGACCCCGCUCCCCGUGUCACCUGGUACCGAAACAACAUUAGUCUCAAUGCAAAUGACAACUACUACAUCACCAACACCUGUGGCGUCUGUUCCAUGCUCAUCUUGACAGUCGGUCCCAAAGAUAACGGAGAGUACAAAGUCGUGGCGGAAAAUCAUUUAGGCCAAGCGGAGUGCGUCACACAGCUGACAAUCUUAGAAUGAAGACUCGUGCGACUCAUCUUUAAUUUAAAAUAUCAACACUGAAAACCACAAGCAAGCUGAAAGAGUUUAUACAGCUUUUGGUAAUUGAUUUAUUAUGUAUGUAUAUGUAUAUUGCUGUCAAACUGAUAAUUUAUCAAAUUAUUACACAAAUAAUUAUUUUUCAACCAUUUCAACUAUUAAAUUGUCAUCUAUU